AUGCCAUCACCACUGGCAAAUGCAGUGGAAGAGGGCAAGGUUGAAGAUGUCCAGGAUAUUCUAUGACUGGAUGUGUGAGGCUGUUUAUACACAGCCAGGCGCGAGUCUCUGCACCGCUUAAAGGAUUCCAUGGCGCCCAUGUUUAGUGGACACUUUUCUCUGAAAGUGCAUGAAUCAGGAGCAUGUCUAAUUGGUCAAGAUGGAAACCUGUUCAAAUAUCUUUUGGAUUAUCUUCAUGGAGAAAUUCAGAUUCCUGAAGAUGAAAAAGUUAGAACUGCACUGCAGGAGGAAGCAGAUUAUUUUGGAAUCCCUUAUCCAUACAGUCUGUCUGAUCAUUUGGCUAAUGAAAUGGAAAUACACUCUUCAAGGUCCCAUAUAGAGCUUAAAAAGGCUUUGUUGGAUUUCUGUGAUUCUUACAAUUUAGUUUGCACCAAGCCAACAGUUUGGCUCCUGCACUGUCUCAACACUUCUGGAGCAAGCUGUGAAAGUAAAAUUAUUGGUAUGUAUGCCACAAGAGCUGAUGGGACUGAUUCAAUUAAUAAGGCACUAGGAAUGAAAAUUCAUGGUAAAAGCAUGUACAAAAGAGAAGCUGGAAAUAACAUCCAAUACAUCUGGAGCUAUUACUCAGUAGCUGAGCUGAAAAAGAUGAUGGAUGCUUUUGAUGCCUGCAAAGGGAGAGGUGUCAGCUACUGCAGAGUGCCUCAGGAGCUGAUUGAAUGUCAGACUCUGGAAGAAUGCCCCCGAGUCAGUUUGCACCAUAUGCCUCCAGUUUAUCAAAGAUGAUUAAUUGACUGUACUGAAGUAGAAAGCGGUUUACCAUGUAAAGUAGGUCUCCAGCCAAUUAAAUUCUCAGGUCCCUCAACAAGUACCCCCAUAAAAGUCAAGAAUUCAUCUUCAUUAAAGAUAGCUGCUUGCAAUGCUUCACAUUCUGCAGCAAUUCUUAUAUGA
Molecule: messenger RNA, 948 nt
Organism: Agelaius phoeniceus (red-winged blackbird)
Lineage: Eukaryota; Metazoa; Chordata; Aves; Passeriformes; Icteridae
Gene: KCTD18
Product: potassium channel tetramerization domain containing 18
Biological process (GO): protein homooligomerization
Source: RefSeq, a predicted model, not a curated record